Didymella exigua CBS 183.55 is the source of this 567-nucleotide messenger RNA. Its product is annotated as golgi membrane protein. The record is from RefSeq and is a predicted model, not a curated record. Lineage: Eukaryota; Fungi; Ascomycota; Dothideomycetes; Pleosporales; Didymellaceae. Bases 1 to 567 code for a protein of 188 amino acids. The transcript is spliced from 3 exons. Gene Ontology annotation, biological process: protein retention in ER lumen; retrograde vesicle-mediated transport, Golgi to endoplasmic reticulum. Gene Ontology annotation, cellular component: Golgi membrane.
AUGGAUUCCCCGGAGCCAGACACCCCUUUCGCAGCCGUCACAGCGCAGACCACAAAGUAUGGCAGGAUGUUCCAGGCUUAUCUCGACAAGUCCACGCCCUACAACAUAUACAGAUGGGUUGGGACAGGCGUACUCUUCCUCCUGUUUGGGCUGCGCAUAUUCGUCGCCCAAGGCUGGUACAUUGUCGCCUACUCGCUGGGUAUCUACCUGCUCAACCUCUUUCUCGCCUUCCUGUCGCCCAAGUUCGACCCCGCGCUAGAGCAGGAUGAGGGCAUGGAGGAUGGAAACGCAAGCGGCCUCCCUACCAAGGAGGACCAGGAGUUCAGGCCCUUCGUGCGCCGUCUGCCAGAGUUCAAGUUCUGGUACUCGACCACCAAGGCCAUCGCCAUCGGUUUCUUCUGCAGCUGGUUCGAGAUCUUCAACCUGCCUGUCUUCUGGCCUGUCCUCGUCGUAUACUGGCUGAUCCUCUUCGGCCUGACCAUGCGCCGACAAAUUCAGCACAUGAUCAAGUACCGCUACGUCCCCUUCACCGUAGGGAAGACACGCUACCCCGGCUCCUCGAGCUAG